GUACUAACUACAACUCUCCGAGGAAUACAAGAAUGUAAGAAAAUAGAUAUUCCCUCUUGAGCACCAAUUGCAGGGCCAUUGCCUCAUCCACCAGUCCAUUUUGAUGUGUGAGUUCACCAAUGAAUCAUGGAUGCUUAAGGAAAUUGACGGAUAUAAUGGUAGUUGACUAUUUUAAUUGUUCAUAUAUUUUACUGCAGGCACUCAGUGAAACAGUUAAAUUGGACAUCCAUUGUAAUGUUUAAGGUGAUGUUGUGCUCGAGUGUAUGAGUAUGGAUGCUGGUCUUGAACAUGGAGAAACAAUGUUCCAUGCAUUGUUUAAUACUGCAUUUAUAUCGGAUAAUGUUAUGAAGCUUGAGUUUGAUGGAAUGGAUGUCAGGUGGGGUCGCCAGAAUCAAUUUCCUAAGGAAUUUAUGGCAGAGAUUAUUUUCUCACAAGCAGAUGCUGCUACUUCACUCACAAUGGUUGAUUUGUCCAGUGAUGAGGAACCAAAGGAGAACCGAAUAAAGAUAAGCUUGACAAUGAUACCUUCUUUUGAACCGUCUCAAGAUGCAAUCACGACACAAAAUAUUGUUGAACCCCCCAAAAAUGCUGGCCCUCAAACAGCAACCAUCUUCAUCUUUGGCGAUGCCUUAAGUUGUCAUCUCAGGUAAUACGUUGAGAGCGGAAUUGUUUAUUGCAUGCUUCCAGUCACAGGGAAAUGUUCGACACUCAUUUUAUAUUGUUGAUCGGUGAGGCUUAUGAAUUUUUCCGACUUAAAACAUAGUCUGGUGCAGGUACCUCAAUUGAAAUGAACUGCCUCAAGUUCUCAUCUCAGGUAAUACGUUGAGAGCAGAAUUGUUUAUUGCAUGCUUUCAGUCACAGGGAAAUGUUCGACACUCAUUUUAUAUUGUUGACCAGAGAGGCUUGUGAAUUUUUCCGACUUAAAACAUGUGAGGGAAAUGUACAUUGUAUUAUU
Molecule: messenger RNA, 955 nt
Organism: Eucalyptus grandis
Lineage: Eukaryota; Viridiplantae; Streptophyta; Magnoliopsida; Myrtales; Myrtaceae
Product: formin-like protein 18
Exons: 2
Coding region: 264-650 (128 amino acids)
Source: RefSeq, a predicted model, not a curated record